This is a messenger RNA of Nematocida minor, 4383 nucleotides long. RefSeq names its product phosphatidylinositol 4-kinase A. Bases 1 to 4383 code for a protein of 1460 amino acids. Gene Ontology annotation, molecular function: 1-phosphatidylinositol 4-kinase activity. NCBI's taxonomy places the organism in Eukaryota, Fungi, Microsporidia. Gene Ontology annotation, cellular component: plasma membrane; cytoplasm. Gene Ontology annotation, biological process: phosphatidylinositol-mediated signaling; phosphatidylinositol phosphate biosynthetic process. The transcript has a single exon. The record is from RefSeq and is a predicted model, not a curated record.
AUGGAAGAGAAUAACUCCGAUAAAGCAGGAAAACAGCUGACAUGCGAGGAAUAUCUCAAGCGAGGAGAGGAUAUAGAACCGCCUGUGCCGGUGGACGUGGCUAAAGAAAUGUUUUUUAUGCUUGGCAGCGUAACAGACUACGAUGAAGUCCUGCACGACCACGCACUUUCGUACAUACAGACAGUAGAGCAGGCAGAAAGCCUUGCUGCGUGCUUUGAAAUGGUGUACGAAGUUCUGAGAAAAGAGGCAAAAAAAGAGAUGGAUUUAGUGCAGAUAAAUGUAGUAUUAGAAGUGGCAGUUGCCAAAAUAAAAAAACACGAGAGCAAAUGGAUCGACAGGUGCCCCGAGGCAGAGAGCAAGCAAAAGACAGAGCCAGCGCGCGCCGUGGAGAAGACAAGUGGAGAGCUGCUGGACAUUCCAAGACAGCAGCCGCUGACUGUGAUAAGAUCAGGUCUCUUCACGAUAAAGAAGCUGGCUAGGCUGCGCUACGAGCUAAAGCAGAAACAGGAAAGAGCAGAGAAAAUAGUGGAGCAGGAAGAAAGCACAGAAGAGGAAGAAAAAUCAAUGCUUUCCUUUUUCAGCACUCUAUCGGAAAAGAUCAUAGACGACCUGGAAAAGAGCCUCAACAGCAUAGAAACAGAUAAGCUGUUUAUGGGGGAGUGGGAGGGCAUUGAAUCGCCUAAUCUCCAGCUGGACUUUAUUGAGCUUGCCCUAAGCUUUCUAGAGUCGUAUGUGCAGGCUUCGAUCAUCUUUGAUAAGCCAAUUAUCAAAAAAGAGGUGCUAGAAGCCCUGGCAAAUACGCACUACAAGAACUACAUAGGGUAUCUGGGCGGCGUGUUCAUUGAAGAGCUAGAGGCUGAGCUAGUUGGGUGCUUUAGCCUUUCCAUGCAAAUGUCUAUCCUUCUGAAAGGCUCUGCACAGACGGACUGUUUCUCUCUAUUCUCAGAGGAAGGGCGAAGCAUCCUCAGAGACAAGUACAUAUUCUACGUGCAGAACGCAAUGCUCAAGUGUCUGGGCCUCCUGUACUACAAAGAAAAGAAUGAAGUGCUGGUUGACAUUGUGUACUCUUUCUACACAACAGGGUGCCUGGAUGGCUUUAUGCCGCAGCAGAAAAAACAGAUAAUAAGCCACUCAGUCGACAUACUCACAAAGUAUCUCAGCCAGGAAGACGUUCUUCAGUUGAUCAGGAAGAUCAUAUAUCUGUACGACAGCGCAGCACAGUACUCCGAAGGAAUGGCUUUGAUGAUAUCUGUUUUUUUGUCAAAGAUCAAAUCAAAAAACAAGAACAGCAUUAAGGAGAUAAACGACUUCUUCAUAAAAAUAAUAGCCAGGAGCCCAAACAAGAUAGAGCACAUUGACCCGUACUGCACAUUCCUGUCAAUGCACGACAUUGGCAUUCCUCUGCACCAUCUCAUCAGAAGAUACGACCCGCAGUUCAUAUCCACUUUCUACUCCACGUAUUUCAGGCAUCCGUUUACGCUUGAAAAGGGAACGCAGGCAGUUGGUGAUUUCAUCAACUUUGUCUGUCUCUCUGCAGACCUCACGUACAUAUACAUUAUGAACAUGGUCCCGUUUGUCCCCACAUCUCCGUUUAUUGUGCACAAGCUAUUUCUGAUAUACAAGAGAAUAUACGCAAAUGCAAAUAUGUUCGCCCGGGGAAUCGAAGCAGAGAUGCUUCUACUGCGCAUGAAGACGCCUGCUCUUGUGGGGAUUGCAGGGUUCAUAUUCAGCGACCCAAAGCCCCUUAUAAAAAAGAAAGAUCUGAGGAAAAUGGCAGAAACAAUUGGAAUAAGCCACAGCCUGAACGAAGACUACAUUGUUUUUCUGAGCCUCCUGUACUCUGUUGAAAAGGCAAAGAUAGAGAACUACAACUACAAAGGCAUUGUCAGCUAUCUGAAAGACGAGGUUACUCUAAAGUACAUGGGAAAGCAUCUUCCGCAGAUUAUUUCCAUGCUGCACAGGGAGGUAUCGGUGGAGUCUAUUGAUUUCUACAAAACAUAUGCAUGCGAGCUCCUGAAGAUAGCAGCAGUUCCCACGGCGUAUCCGCUUUCUCUCAAAAUUAUAGUGGAAACGCUGAAAAUCCUCAUAGAAAAAGAGCCCUCGAUUGUUCUAACAGAGGAGUUCCACGUGCGGUUCAAAGAGUGCUUUGACACGUUCAGAGUAAACGAGUUUUCGAUGUACAACCUGAAAGCCACUUUUCAGAAGUACACGUCGCUGUAUGAGACAAUUCUUGCGCGCAUUAAGGAAGAGGUGAUUGAAGCAUACAACUACAUUGUCCUGAACAUUGUGGACCUCGGCCUCUUCAACGCUCUUCCUGUGAUGCGAGACGAGAGAGGAAUAAAAGAGCUUUUGAAUCGGUCAAACCUCAUCAUGAAGAUAAUAACAAAGUUCCCAACAGCCCCGAUGCAGGGCGUGGAGAUAUGGGAGUGGCUCUAUUCGGUGUGCACAAAGAAAGUGCUCCGAUCCAACAGCGCAGGGUACAUAACAGGGAGCAGUGUCGACCUAUCUACAUCGAAAAUGCCGCUGACCGAAGAAGAGUAUGCGCAUUUGCUCUACGCAAUCAACACAGAGUGGAUCAAUGACCUAAUCACAAUGCGAAAAGACACGCCAGGGAUCAUUGAAAACACAAGAAACUACCUCAGAUGGAUACUUGCAGAGGAGUACUCCCUGGAGAGUUUGCUGGUGCUUCUUAAAGUUUCUACGCGGGAGGAAAAGAAAGAGCUUCUAAAGAAAGCUGUUCUCACAGGAUACAACGUAAAAGAAGAUCCGUCUAUAUACCACUCGCUCUACAUGGCCUCCAAAGGCACUUUCUACGACUAUCCACUAGCGCACACGUACAACUUUCUUUGCGCGCUGAACAAGACAAAAAAGUACCUGAAAAUAAGAAAGCUGAAAGAACAGGAGCUGUACGAGCUGGGAAUAGACGAGCUGAUAUUCCUCAGCUCAGAGUACAGGAUAAAGAAGGUAGACGAGGUGCUUGUAAAAAAACAAAUUGUUCGGUGCUCUGGCUUUUUCAUAGACAUAAACAGACUUAGCAUUAUAGAUGCCAUAUCGGUGAUAGCCAACUCAGAGGACGAGCAGGAAGUCUUCAAGGCGCUUAGCCAUUUGGCAAGCGAGGAGGAGAAGGGAGAUGCUUUGGUGUUUUAUGCCCCGCAGAUUGUCCAACUGCUGAGGAAGUCGUACAUCAGAAACGGAAAAGAGAUAAAAGACAUGCUGAUUAAAACUGUGAAAAAUAAAACAUCGCAUGCACUGAUAUGGGAGCUAAAGGCGCAGGGAGAAGCAUCGAUGAAAGCGUAUGAGAACGAGAUAUUGGAGACAAUGGAGCCUGAAGCAAAAGAGCAGUAUUUUAGGAUCAGUGUGCUUUUGGAUAACUUUGCAAAGAUAUCUGAAAGACUGCAGGAGUACGUGUCUGUUGACAGAGACACAAAGAAGAAGCUGAUCAACAAAGAAAUAUCAGAAGUAACGUUCCCCGAGGGGUGCUAUCUCCCAAUCACAGGCGAAACUGUUGUAAAAGUGGUGGAGGGAUCGGGAAAGGUGCUGCAGAGCGCAGAAAAGGUGCCUUACAUGGUUACUUUCAAAGUGAAAGAUAAAAAGACAGACGAGGAGAUAGACAGACAGGUGAUAUUCAAGUUUGGCGAUGACUGCAGACAGGACGUGCUUGCUCUGCAGAUCAUACAAAUAUUCCAGAACAUUUUCAAGGGAAAGGGACUCUCUGUCUACCUCUACCCGUACAAAGUGAUUGCCACAGGGUACGGAUCAGGAAUCAUAGAAGUAAUACCGCAUGCGUUCUCAAGGGACCAGAUCGGGCGCGAAAGAGUGAACAAUCUGGUGGACUAUUUCUCGCUAAAGUACGGGUACAGAGAAGGCCACAGAUACAUCCAGGCGCUAAAGAACUUUGUGGAAAGCUUUGCAGGAUAUUCUCUUGUGACGUACAUUCUGAACAUAAAAGACAGACACAACGGAAACAUCAUGAUAACAGACGAAGGGCACCUGAUACACAUUGACUUUGGGUUUAUGUUUGACAUCUCCCCGGGAAACAUCAACAUCGAAAGCCCGAUCAAAAUAACCGAUGAAAUAUUCUCUUUACUGGGCGGAUCGGAAGGAGAGGCUUUUGCGAUGUACAAAGACCUGAUGGUUAAAGGCUUCUAUAUCCUGCGAAAGAGAGCCAAAGAGAUAGUUCUUAUGGCUGAUCUAGGGCGGUAUAGCGGGCUGUCGUGCUACACUCCAGCAACAAUGAAGAACUUAAUAUCUCGGUUCAGACUGGACCUAUCAGAUGAAGAAGUGCCAGAGUUUGUGUACAACCUCAUCACGUCCUCCACUAAGAAACUGCGCACGUGGAUAUACGACCAGUACCAGCACCUUACGAACAACAUUGCAUUCUAG